AUGGAUCUGAUGAAUCGCGUGUUUAAGCCUUAUCUUGAUCAAUUUGUGGUGGUCUUUAUAGAUGAUAUCUUAAUAUAUUCCAAGAAUAGUGAAGAUCAUGGAAAGCAUCUUCGAAUUGUUUUGCAAAUUUUGCAAGACAAAAAGCUUUAUGCUAAGCUUUCCAAAUAUGAAUUUUGGCUUGGUGAAGUGGAUUUUCAUGGACAUAUUGUGUCGGCUGAAGGUGUGAAGGUGGAUCCUAGUAAGAUUCAAGCUAUUGUUGAAUGGAAACCACGUAAAAGUCCAACUGAAGUAAGGAGUUUCUUGGGUUUAGCGGGAUACUAUAGAAGGUUUGUCAAAGGCUUCUCCAUUAUAGCCUCUCCUUUGACUAAACUCUUGAGGAUGGAUGUCAAGUUCGGAAAGAGUAUGUGA
Lycium barbarum (goji berry) is the source of this 408-nucleotide messenger RNA. RefSeq lists its product as uncharacterized. The coding region runs from base 1 to 408 and encodes 135 amino acids. The record is from RefSeq and is a predicted model, not a curated record. The transcript is spliced from 2 exons. NCBI's taxonomy places the organism in Eukaryota, Viridiplantae, Streptophyta, Magnoliopsida, Solanales, Solanaceae.